Molecule: messenger RNA, 1674 nt
Organism: Oryzias latipes (Japanese medaka)
Lineage: Eukaryota; Metazoa; Chordata; Actinopteri; Beloniformes; Adrianichthyidae
Gene: ino80b
Product: INO80 complex subunit B
Biological process (GO): chromatin remodeling
Cellular component (GO): Ino80 complex
Source: RefSeq, a predicted model, not a curated record
AAAGGCAACAACGGGGAUAGUUUUUCUCUGGAGUUCGAGAAGCUUCAUUUGCUGAAGACAGACAGCUUUGAGAUGCGCACGGAGGUGUAAACCUGCAGAGCAACCUGUCAGUUCAAAUGGGGAAAAGGAAAGACAUGAUCCAUCCCAGGUUUUUUAGUGAUGGCACCCCCAGCCUGCACAGCAUCCACAAGCGCAAACACAAAAAACACAAGAAGCACAAAAAGAAGCAUCACAACUUCACUGAGGCCCCGGAGCCCGAACCCCUCCCGGCUCCCCGGCCCCCACCACAACUCCGACUUAAGAUCAAACUAGGAGGACAGACGCUGGGCACCAAGAGUGUUCCCACCUUUACCGUCCACCCUGGUGUGGCUCGACCUCCUUCACCAUUGAUGAUCAUAGAUAACAAUGUAGAUGAUGAUGAUGAUGAACACGAUGAGGAAGACGAGGAGGAGGAUGAUGAUGAUGAUGAGCCCUCAGUGCCUUUGGAGCAGUAUCGAGCCUGGCUGGAUGAAGACAGCAACUUGGCUACAUCCCCCUUGCCGGACAUGGACUCUGACUCCAUGCUGUGCGGGCCCGUGGACGAGGAGGAGAGGUGGCUGGAUGCUCUGGAGAAAGGAGAGCUGGAUGACAACGGGGAGCUCAAGAAAGAGAUUGACGAGUCUUUGCUCACCGCUCGACAGAAAGCCCUGCUGCACAAGCAGCAGAGCCAGCCUCUGUUGGAGCUGCCAAUGGGCUACAAGGAGAAGGAAAUGACCGCAGAAAUGAUGCAGAAGCGAGAGGAGCGAGCUCGCAAGAGACGCCUGCAGGCCGCCAAGAAAGCUGAGGAGAACAAGAACCAGACGAUAGAAAGACUAACCAAAACCAGCAAGGCCAAAAUUAAGAGCCUGAAGGACAAGAGAGCAAAGCAGAGUCAGUUUCCCAUGGUUCGGUACAUCGACUCCGCUCGGGGGAUUUCCAUCUCCUUCCCCACAGGCGUUCCCGGUCCGGCCACGGCACCUCCUUGUCCCAUGCCUCCGGCUCCGGUCAGUUGUGGGGUCAGCGGCUGCACCAACAGCAAGAAGUACUCUUGCUCUAAAAGUGGGGUUCCUCUCUGCAGCUUGGAGUGCUACAAAAAGAACCUACUGCUGGUUCAGAGCGCAGCGUGACCUUCACCCGCAGCUGGGAUCACUUUGGACAUCGGUGUGCUCGGAUUUAUGUCACACACUCAUGGCAACACAACUGUGGAUGGUGGAUUUUGAACUCUAGACUUGUUCUGCAGCUGUGCAAACUUCUUAUCAAUCAUCAUUUUGUUUUGUAUAUUUUCAGUCUGUGUAUCGUAGGUUGCUUAUUAUUUAUGAUCUGUAAAGCAUCCAAUUACUAACAGCUACACAAAGUAGAAUAUUAAGGUUUGAAAGGGUAAAAACGUCUUCAACAUCAAUACUUCUUAAAUAAUGUGUUAAAGAAAAACAUCAGGUAAACCUUAGGGGAAAAAUAAGACUUUUAAUGUUAAAUAGUAUUAUUUAUGCAGAAAAAAGGUUGGUUUUCUCACAAAACUGUACAAUAUUUAAAUUAAUGCCUUAGUGACAUUAUCAGCAUAGUUUAUCUGUGGCAACAGCAGUUUUUUUUUACUUAACCCAACUUUGUGAAGUUAAAGGCAGCAGAUGGUUGUAUUAAAAAAGGAGGGGGUGGUAUGUA